AGGGAACACAGCAAAAACCGGCCAAAGACGGCCAUCUUGGACAAAAAUAGUUGUGAAGUUUAUGGUUCUUUUCGUUGUUCUUUCGGUACAUCUUUCGUUCGUCGGUUCUUCUCUUGUCGCAAAAUGGCAACGAGAAGGACAGGGCAACUAGUACAGCGUAGCACGGCCUCUAGUGGAAUUUCACCCGAGGAUAACCCGGACAUCGAAGGUAACGAAGGUUACGAGAGCGACGAAGAGACAGGCGACAGAAAAGAAACUCGACUCACUCUGAUGGAAGAAGUGCUACUGUUAGGUCUUAAGGAUAAAGAGGUAAAUUUUAGAAGCUUUCGUUUGUCCUUGAUGUCGUUAGGUCUCUACAUAAUGAACUAUUUCGCUCCUGAUCGCUAGGGUUAUACGUCAUUUUGGAACGACUGCAUUUCAUCUGGUCUGCGUGGCUGUAUGGUGAUUGAGUUAGGAUUGCGCGGAAGAAUCGAACUCGAGAAGACUGGAAUGCGGCGAAGGAGCUUGCUUAACAGGCGGGUUUUAUGCAAGAGCGAUAAUUUAACUGGCGAUGUACUUUUGGAUGAAGCCUUAAAGCACAUUAAAGAGACCGAUCCCCCAGAUACUGCGCAAAAUUGGAUCGAACUACUAAGCGGUGAGUGAGAAAACGUAAUUAUUCAUGUCGUCAUCUUCUUGCCACCAUAUUCAAUUUGGUAGAAUCAAACACCAUGAAAAAUUCCUAUCCCUGUCUUUUCGUACAUUGCGUUUUUUCGCCGCAUUUAGCCCACGAAACAUCCCGAUCUGCUUUUAAACUUAUUAUUUGUUUUCGUUGCCUAUGUUGAACUUUUAUGAGUUAAUCCCAUGCGUCGAUUACGUGUUGAUAAUCCAAAAAAGCUAAAAACUAAGUGUUUUCUGGUUUAUGUUGUGCAUUUGGAUACUGGAAAGUAUAAGAAUAAGAAUUUUUCUCAAGAGACUGAAUUUUUGGAGGUUUUAAAACAGAUCGUGGUCGGCAUUGGAUACGGUGAACGUGUCACUGUUUAGCAUAUAUCUGUAUAUAAUGUUUGCAGAAUUAAAAAACCUUUUCGGGUCAAUUUUAAAGUUACGACCUAUAACUUCUCCUCGUAGAUCCUUAAUACUUGUACCGCGUUAGUAACACUUGUUGAGACAUUUUUGUAAUUUGAUUGCAUUUGGGAAAAUAAUACAGACUUACAUGUGCGUCUGAAAUUUCUGUAGGAGAAACAGUAGCUUCUACAAAACUCAGACAUUCUUUCUGCUUGUUACACAAAUUCCUUCUUAACUACAUCCAUGUGACAUGAAAAGAAACCUGUGAGCAUGUAUCCAGCCGUUGAAGAUACUUUAAAAUUGGUGUGCGUCAAAUCAGGAUAUGAUCAUUGGACCUUUUUGAAUUUUAAUGAAUUACAGUGUAUGUGAUUGCAGUCACAUGAAAAAUGUCGCUUUUCAACCACAGUAACAGACCAAAAUAAUGACAUCUUGAAAAAUUGAUAUUGCACCCCAGAAAAUUUAAAAGUAAAAGCAGGGAACAGUAAUGUUUCCUUUUAAAAAAGAAGCCUCUUUUACCAUCAGGAGUUUCAAUAAAAAUUGAAGUAGCGGGCAGGUUUGACCAACUGUAUCAGCAAGGGGCAUGCUUCCCCAGAAAAUUUUGACACUUCAAAGCCUUAAAAUGUGAUUUUUAGCAUUCUGGGGACUAAACUGAUGACAGAAGAGUGUAUCUCUCAUUCAAGAAAAUGCAGCUUUCAUCCAUCUUUUUGAUUUAUCAGUCACACAGUCAAUUCCUACAAUGAUAACUAAAUUAUGUACUUUUGCACAUAAACAAAUUCUGUUUAAGCCUGUGAAAAAGUGACUAAAAUAUAGAGUUCAGAUGACUGCAUGAUGUAAAACUAGUGGGCCUUUAUGAAAACACAUCAUAAUUAUGUUUUCAUUCAGAUUUUAUGAUAUAUUAUUCAAACUAGUUGCUUAGUUGCUUGUAAGAGCUGACUUCUAUGAGCAAAGUAGCUGAAGCAUUUUAUUGCCCGUCAGUGCGUAUUGAAACCCCUGAUCUUGAUCCACUAACCAAGUGAAUUUUAGCUUUGUUGUCAUUUUGUUAGAUGUGCUGUGGUGCAACUUUGAGACUGGUUCAAAUUAUAUUUUCCUUUUAAUAUUUCAGAUAUUAUCAUCCAUCACAAUAUCCCAAAACCUUUGAAGUAAAAUUUGCAAGGUUGCAUUUGAUUAUUUCUCUUGAAAUUUUCAUUUAUAAUAAUAAUAAUAAUAAUUUUAAUAAUCAUCAUCAUUGUUAGGCAAAUUAAUGCUUUUUAUAUUUUGUUAUCUUUUACGAUGAUUUUUAUAUUUUAAAGAAUUUUGGCGGACAAAAAAUAAAAUUUGGCUAAACAUUUCUGUGUUGGAGUCAAAUCAAUCCUGUCAGUAAUUCUCUGGAGUCAUGGAUAUAUUUUUGAAUUCAAAAAAUGCCAAAUUUGCUGUAUUUUUUUAUCCGUUAGUCCCCCCUGUAAAUUUUCUUGUUGCUACAUGAAAUUUAGUGUUGUAUUCUUGAACAUAUUUUUUAUUUUUCCUGCAGGAGAGACGUGGAAUCCCCUAAAACUUAGAUAUCAGCUCAGGAAUGUGCGUGAGCGACUUGCAAAGAAUCUUGUUGAGAAGGGAGUGCUCACAACGGAGAAACAGAAUUUCCUCUUGUUCGACAUGACAACACAUCCUCUUGUGGAUUCAGGUCUCAAACAAAAAGUUGUAAAAAAAGUUCAGGAUGCAGUCUUAUCAAAAUGGGUGAAUGAUCCUAAUAGGAUGGAUAAAAGAGUGCUGUCAUUGAUUUAUCUUGCACACUCCUCUGAUGUUUUGGAGAAUGCAUUUAAUCCUCUCUCUGAUGACGAUUAUGAACUAGCAAUGAAAAGGGUUCGAGAUCUCUUAGAACUUGAACCCGAGGAGCAAGCACAGAAGCCAAAUGCUAACGAGGUCAUGUGGUGUGUAAUUUCAGCUUUCAUUAAAUAAAUGGGCUGGACUAGGUAGGACCAAGCAACUUAAAGGUAAUGAAAUCAUAGAUAAGGUCAUCGCCUGGGCACUAAUGAGCUGCUGUAUUAGACCAGAAUGCUGACUAACUUGUAGUUUAGUCUUAGUGCUCAUUCGUAUAAGUAACGUAUUCACUGGUUAUUAGUAGAUAGCAUUGGUUUUUAUGGUAAUUAAAAAACGACUUAGGAGUUUUGUGGAGAUUCUCUUCCAUCUGUGAUGCUACACAUUUCUAUGUUGUCAAAAUAAUGCUGUGUAGCUUUGACUUGGUCAUAGGAAGGAAUGUGAGAGGUGUAUCAAAUCAAUUGAACAUAGAAUAAAAAUGUUAAAUUACACCUCACAAUGGCUGUUUUCCAUCCAUCUUAUAUACGUUAAGAAAAGCAGCUGCAAUAAUUAAGUCCUCUUCGCUGUAGCUUGAAAUCUUAUCAAUGCCACCCCAAGUUUGGUAAUAGUAAUACCAGUCAUUAGUAACUGAUUAGAGUAGAUUACAAUGUAUCUUUUGUUACCUCUCCAGUUUUCCGAGAUAUUUUUGACAAAUUUGUGACACCUUUGAUCUUAAUAUGUCGACUUCUGGGCCAUGGAAAUUUGUUUGCAUUGACCAGGUAGUGCCUUAUUAUAUUACUAUAAAGCUGUUCUAAACUGUAUGAUAACAAACAUAAUAAUUAUUUGAUUGUGAAUAUAAUUCUUCCAGGUGUCACACACACCACCGAAAUGCUUCUAGUUAUGGACUUUUACCCUGAACUUUCAUUAAAAAGCCUUACAGUUUUACUAAAUUAGUUGCUUUUCUGCACCAAUCUUCCUCUUAAUCCAAAUUUUAAUUUCCUAUAAAGUACAAUCAUUCUUUGAUAGGCAUCGCUGAAAUGGUAGAUACAUUUUUUGUGGGUACUGUUUGUUAUGACUGGGUAUUGAAGGUGAGGAAGUGAGAUUUGUUAACUAAUGAUCUACUUUCUUGGACGAAAGGAUUAUUUUGAUUGUCUAUGUUCCUUUUGAACUUCUUAACAUAAAACAGGAAGUGCUAUUAAAAAAUAUUGUUCAAUGUUAGCUCUCAACAUUUGUAGUUCAUUUGUCUCUGAUUAAAUAUGUGGUCAAGAGGGCAAUUCCUAGAAAAAAGAUGUACACAGGUCUGUAUGAUGUGGUAUAUGCCAGAGAGGAAACUAAACCUCUGGUUAAGGCUACUGCUUUGUGCAAGCCAACAGCAAAAUCUAUGUUAUGGGCACGAACCUGUGUACUAGGAUUUGAGUAAUUGUCAUGAUUGUCGAUUCGCCAAUCCUGUUGCAGGAACUUUCAAAACACACUUCUGGUAAAUCAUCGAGUCCAUCCGAGGCCCAGAACAAGGUUCUCUCCAAUGCUUCGCAGAUGUUUACAGCGAGGGUUAGAUCACGUCCAAGACUUACUAAGGCUAUUUAAGGGAAAUAUAUCAGAGGGAAUAUGGCAUUGUUCAUUUGCUUAAAAAGUUCAUGUCACAAGUGUAAAAAAUGUCCGUUGUUCACAGUAGAAAGUUUAGUGAUUGAACAGUUUGGUUGAGGUGUCCAAACAAUACUUCCCUUUUGUUUUGUAAGAGGGUUCAGGGUUGUCACUAAGAAUGGUGGGGAAUCAAACAGUGAAGGAUUUCUUUUGGUUCUAUUUUUCCUCUAUUUCCCUUUGAAAGUAGCCGGGGGCCACAUUCAUAGUAGCGGAGGGAAAUCCCCGGCCCCCGCCUCUUAAUGACAGCCCUGGGGUUGUAGUAUAGUUAAGACACAAUCGUCAUUGGUAACAGUAUAAUGUGGAUAAUUACCAGAAGAUAAACAGCAGCUUUGUAUGCUUCACAUAUUUGAAUAAAAUGUGAAUAUUACUAUAAAUUGUACAGUACUGGGGCAUUCCCAGCCUUUUUGAAAGAAAUGGGAUUGGGGGCUUCUGGCUUUUCUGAAAUUAGUCACUGAAGAAAAAUUAAUCAUAUGGAUGGAAAAUUCUCUCAAGUACAAACUGCGGCUAUCUUGCAGCUUCAUGUACUUGCAAUUGGCAAACUUACUCUUGCUAAACAUGUGUUUUGAAUAUCAUAGA
This is a messenger RNA of Porites lobata, 5028 nucleotides long. NCBI's taxonomy places the organism in Eukaryota, Metazoa, Cnidaria, Anthozoa, Scleractinia, Poritidae. The record is from the annotation of a GenBank genome assembly.